AUGUCCAACCCCACCAUUCUUGAAGCUCUUCAGUGGCAUACCACGGCCAUUGGCACUUCGUCCCUUCCCAAGGGUCAUAAUACGAGAGUUAAGACGCAUAUUAGAAUCUCUACUUGGACUGAGUGGUCAGACUUCACAUAUGAAAACGUCAUGGCGAUGUAUGCAGACCAGUUGGAACGUCCGUACCAUGGUCAGAAAGAACGAAUAGCGUUGGCAAAAGACCUUUGGGUCUACAACGAAGCCUCCGUUGAUGACUUGCAGCGGAAAUUCCCCUUCACAAUCAUUAAUAGUGCUCUGGACUCCAUAAUGACGGAAGAGACUCGGCCGCACGCUCCUUAUUACGGUCGCGGAGCGAUGUCCCGGGGUUCCGGCUACGUACCUGACUGGGCCUGCGUCUCGGACCGGGAAUAUCACAACAAUAAUUACAAGAGUAUCGUUACUGGCGACACCAAAACAAGCGCCAAAUGGCAACCCGAAAUGUACAAUAGUGCGCACACGCACACUUUUUUAGAGUGGCAAAAAGUCGUCACACAAGUGGCCGCAUAUGCAAACAGAUUCCGUACCCGGUAUGGCUUCAUUGUUACAGACAAGGAAGUUGUGAUUCUUAGGUUCAAACGUGAACGCAUUGCACCUGGCAUCGCCGCAAGCCGUCCUCGCCGACGACCAAACACUAGAGUUAACUUUAGCCAGACGUCUAGCCCACAUUCAUCCUCUAGUGACCCAAGUCUACCCUCGUCCGAGUCCUACGAUGAUGAUGAGGAUCAGGGAGUGGACGAUAAUAUUGAGUAUAAGACUAUUCCCUGGGGGGUAAACGGGCCUGGUAAGCUCACGGCAAAGCUGGCUCUCGCCGUCCUGCCACUGAUGGCUCUGCAUGGUGAGCGCCAUCUCGCUCGCUCGUAUCCUGGACUCAACACAUGGCGAACCGAUGGGACAGGCGUACGGCACAAUACAACGGGCGAAUUCCGCAAAAGGGCGCCGCCAGGCGCGAUAAUGGAAGAGGAUGAAGGUGACGAAGACGACGAAGACGACGAAGACGACGAAGAGGAUGAAGAUGACGAAGAGGACGAAGAGGAUGAAGAGGACGAAGAUGACGGAGACAGCAGACCAGGAUCAAUAUAUGGUGACAUCGAGCUACCCAAACCAAAACAUGUGACAAAGAACAAGUUCUCAAAAAAAUAA
Messenger RNA from Pochonia chlamydosporia 170, 1179 nucleotides. Its product is annotated as nop14-like family domain-containing protein. Bases 1 to 1179 code for a protein of 392 amino acids. The transcript has a single exon. Lineage: Eukaryota; Fungi; Ascomycota; Sordariomycetes; Hypocreales; Clavicipitaceae. The record is from RefSeq and is a predicted model, not a curated record.